Messenger RNA from Xenopus laevis (African clawed frog), 2517 nucleotides. It is a transcript of the gene cadm2.S, whose product is annotated as cell adhesion molecule 2-like. The record is from RefSeq and is a predicted model, not a curated record. Bases 331 to 1659 code for a protein of 442 amino acids. NCBI's taxonomy places the organism in Eukaryota, Metazoa, Chordata, Amphibia, Anura, Pipidae. The transcript has 11 exons.
CUUGUGUCUCGAGCGUUUGAGAGGAGAGAGUGUUGGCUGCACCCAGCGCAUCCCCAGCACAGGAGCAGCACCAGCAGCACGGGCUGAACCACUAGCGGCCCGCGGGGGGGAACAGUACGCGUUUCUGUAUUUACACAACACCCUAUAUGCGGAUGUCCGAACAUCAGAGGGAAAAGCAUCGCUCAGGAGAAUAUUGACUCUGAUUCAGCCGGGGGAAAAAGGGAACUUAUACCCCCUUCGCCCUCAUCUAGAGAGUGGGAGCGCCCACCUUAUCUGCCCCAGCAGCUCACCUGUCAGCCGGGAGGCUUCUUCUCCACCUGAUCGUGCGACAUGAUCCUCCAGCCAAGUGCACUUGUCUGUCUCUCCAGCUUGUGGGGUGUCAUCGUACAAGCGGCUUCUCCGAGAAACAAACAAAAACCAAGCCAAGGGCAGUUUCCAGUCACACAGAAUGCUACAGUUGUCGAAGGAGGAACAAUCAACUUGACCUGCCGAGUUGAUCAAAAUGAUAACACCUCCCUCCAGUGGUCCAAUCCAGCUCAGCAGACCCUGUACUUCGAUGACAAAAAAGCCUUGAGGGACAACCGCAUUGAGCUGGUUAGAGCUUCCUGGCAUGAACUUAUUAUAAGCAUUAGUGACGUGGCUCUGUCAGAUGAAGGACAGUACACCUGCUCUUUAUUCACUAUGCCUGUCAAAACUUCCAAGGCUUUUUUAACAGUUUUGGGUGUCCCUGAAAAUCCUCACAUUACUGGUUUUACAUCACCCACAAUGGAAGGAGAAAUAAUUCAGCUUACAUGUAAAUCAUCCGGGAGCAAACCAGCAGCAGAUAUCAGAUGGUUUAAAAAUGACCAAGAAAUCAAAGGUAUGCGGAAAAUCAAAGAACAGGACAACAAUGGGAAGACUUUUACCGUAAUCAGCUUUCUGGAUUUUCAAGGAGACCGUAGAGAUGAUGGCGCUAUCAUAAGGUGCAGAGUGGACCAUGAAUCUUUAAACUCCACACCACAGAUUGCAAAGCAAGUUUUAGAAAUUCAUUAUACUCCGACUGUGAGGAUCUUGCCCUCCACUCUACUUCCACAAGAAGGGCAGCCGCUGAUAUUGACUUGUGAAUCAAAAGGAAAGCCACUACCGGAGCCUGUUUUAUGGACCAAGGAUGGUGGAGAACUUCCAGAUCCAGAAAGGAUGACUGUUAAUGGACGAGAGUUAACAAUAAGUUUCUUAAACAAAACUGAUAAUGGCACAUAUCGAUGUGAAGCCACCAACUCCAUUGGACAAAGCAGUGCGGAAUAUGUCUUGAUAAUAAACGAUGUACCAAAACCUUUAUUUCCAACCACAAUCAUCCCCCUUUUCACCUCUGCAACAGUCAAAACCACUGUAGCCAUGUCAAUCCGUACAACAAAAUCUGACUUCAUCACCAAAGAUCCUAAUGCGUUGCCUGGACCAGUUGCAACUGACCAUGCCCUGAUAGGUGGAAUAGUAGCUGUAGUUGUAUUUGUUACACUGUGCUCAAUUAUCCUGCUUGGAAGAUACUUGGCAAGACAUAAAGGGACAUAUUUAACAAAUGAAGCUAAAGGAGCUGAUGAUGCCCCCGAUGCAGACACGGCCAUUAUAAAUGCAGAAGGCAGCCAAGUUAACGCAGAGGAGAAGAAAGAAUAUUUCAUUUAAAUGCAAACCUGGUUAUACAGAGUUUAAGUUAUCAGGCUGACUGCUGGAGAAAACUGGCUAUCACCUUUCAGAGUUCAUUUCUGCCAUCUUCCUGUGCAUAUUAUUAACUUCUGCUAUCAAUAGCCAGCUUAUGCCAACAAUCAGCUGUUGACAGCCACCACGGUUUGAUUCAUAAUGCCGGACUUUUCUUACCGCUUAAACCCUUGUCCAUUUCUUUGUUCACAUCCAGUUAUACAGUGCUUGAAUAUACAGCCUUAACAAGUCUCCUCGCUGGCAUUCUCCAUUCUUUGUUUUCUAUGUUUACAAAGAAAUACUUCCAGGCUGCCCUUUUUAUAUUUUUUUUUUUCUGUUUUUUUUGGCACACUCUAAAAUAUAUAGGUAGGAAUGUAUAAUUCUAUAUGUAUAUACUGUAUGUGUAUGGGGAAAGUCAGCACUUCUCAUUGAAAAGGUUGAAUGUCCAAGUGCACUGCCAGUAAUCGAUAUGUAUCUGAAGCAGAAUGACUCAAAGGACUGAAUGAAUAGGAUUUAUUGGAUUGUGACCAACAUUUUAGUCUUGUUUAGCAGCCUUCCUCAAAAAAAGAACAGAACUGUUGACCACAAUCACUUAUUACAAUAUACAUAUUUUUGGGGGUGUGUCAUACCUUCAGUAUAAUUGGUACAGACCUGAUUAGAUUCAAUUCUAUUUUAUUAUGAUCAAUGCUUUAUUCAUUCUCUGUAUCUCAGAACAAUAUGUUUAUGACUUGCACAUAUAAUGGGUUAGAGGACGGAUCUGAGAAGCUUUACCAUAGUUAAAGGAGAAGGAAAGUUACCAAGGCAGUUUAUUGCCAAUAGAUUAAUCACAAUAGUGCAAGCUAGAAC